CCGACUUGGUCAAAAUAUUUUAUUUUUCUCCAACAAAAUCGCGAAUUUUCUAAAGAUUGGGCAUCAAUUAAAACUAACAAUUCAGCAAAAGUUUGAGGUAAAGGAACUGGAGGGUGAAACUUAAGAUAUAAGAAUUUACAUCUUUACUUCUCUAAUAUAAUCGGCGAAACCUUGGUUGUUGCCAAGGAAGCUUUCUGAUUUCUCUCUCGUUCUGUCAAAAUCGACAAUGUAGUAGCGUACAGAGACUCCACCAUACAUUUUCAAUACAUACACCUGAAGGAGCAGUGCUGUGCUGAUCGACAGUUGCUACAUCUAACCUGUUGCCUUAAGUUAACUUAGAGUGUGACCACUAGAUAAUUGACUUAAUGUCCUGGUGCUUGCUAUUUGAAUGACAAGACAACAAGAAGAUGAAUUCGACAGAAGAAGGACUUUCGUUAAUGAUAACAGAAUUGAUCGAGGAUCUGCAGAAGUCAGUCAUCUAUUCUCAGUUGCAGAAAGCUGCUAGGUUUGAAGUCAGCAAACCAGGAUUGCGACUUGUUGAUUUGAAAAAAGGUGUCCAACAAGCGCUGAUAAGUUCAGGAUGGGAGAGGAAGUUAAGGAAUGAAGUGUAUCGCUUCAUGCAGAAAGCUGUUCAGCCACCACACCCAGCUGUCCCUUUGGAAUGUUCAAAGGAGCCGCUUGCAUUUCUCAGAAAGGCUCAGUUAAAUUGGGAGAAGCGAAUUCUGAAGAGUCUGAACUCCAUGUGUACGGAACUGAACACACCGCUGGCGAAAAAGAGGUCAGAAAAGGACCAGAAAGAACUCGCUGCCAGAUGGACGGAAAUUGGAGCUGAUUUACCUGAUCUGUCUUCCUUCCGACCUGUUUAUGCUCCGAAAGAUUUCCUGGAAGUCUUGGCGAGCGUGAAGAACACAAACUGUGUCAGUGGUGAUGGAACAGUGGGUUUUCAGAACAUGUGGGGUAUCAUUCAAGUGAAUUUAAAAAUCAAAGAUAUACAUGGACUGCGUCUUCGUUACAACGAGAUGUCAAUCAAUCAGUGUCAGACAGGCGUUGACGACAGUCAAGAUAUUCCACUGGAACUGUUUGAACAAGAGAGGACGAAGCUGGCCAAGAAAGUGCUGGCUGUCAGUCACAGUCCUCUCACUCAAGAGUUUGCCAAGAAAGGUUGUCCUAUCGGUCAGAGGGCAGAACUGUGGUGUCAAAUGUUAGGAGUCACUAUGGAUGACAUCGACCGCCUAUACUAUGAACAGUUAAAACAAUAUGUGUUACAACACGAGCUCCUCAUCGAUACACUCAUCCAUAAGGACGUCAAACUGACUGCCACGAAUGACGACCAGUACUUUGUCUUCGAGGAUUAUCUCUAUCAGAUUCUCCUGCCAUUUGCUCGAGACACUGCUGUCCUGGAACAUUUCAAAUCUAGUAGUGCAAAUCCACCAAAGGCCUUUAUUCGAGGGAAAUUGGGAGAUGAAGAAUUUGCCGUGAAUUACCCUCCGAAUGGCAUUAUACCAUUUCAUGGAUUUGCCAUGUACGUGACGCCAAUGUGUUACAUCUACAACGACCCGGUCAAACUCUACUUCAUCUUUAGGGAGAUGUAUCUGAGAUAUUUUUGUAAACUCCAUACGAUCUCGUCACAUCCAGAGGGAAUCAUGUCAUUGUGUCGACUGUUUGAAGACCUGCUGCAGACCCAUGAACCCCAGCUCUUCCAGCAUCUCAAGUCGUGUGGCAUACAGCCACUGAAGGUCGCUUUCAAAUGGAUGUUUCGAGCAUUCUCCGGUUACCUCGCCAGCGACCAAGUCCUCCUUCUGUGGGAUAGAAUCCUUGCCUAUGGUUCGUUAGAAAUAUUGGCUGUCCUAGCCUUUGCAAUCUUUUCAUUCCGUAAGACGAAUCUGAUGCAGGUUGAGGCCUACUCUGCGUCUGAGGCUGUUCUUGCUGACCUUACCACGCUAAAAGUGAUUCCACUCAUUCAGCUGAGUUUGUUCACAAUAUGAAAACUGAGCUGGCUGAAAAAAUAUGGCGUUGAAGAUUGAAGAUUGUCUAUGACGAUACACUGUACUUCUGAAUGAUAGUUCACAACAAUGUCCAUACUCUAUGUGUGCAUUCCGAGGAGGAGAUUGAGGCUCAUCAUUUGCGACAUCAUCAUGUCACACAGCCAUGUGGCCAUUGGGGCUAUCCUGCACUGCUGACAAUCCAGCACACGUCAUGGUUCUGUCCUCAGUGAGAGAGCAUGUCAAAAUCAAUCUGAAUGGCAAAUGCAUUUCUUGUAACAAGUUCAAUUAUUGUGAGCUUCUUGAACUUUUAGUGAACACUUGCUGAGCUUGAUAUCUGUGUUAGUAUCUGCUUUAGAUUCAAACUACGCAUCAUAAUAGGCCGAUCAAUUUCAGAACAACAUUUAAUUUUUGGACCUAGGUUUUUACCCCGCUGUAAUAAUGUUCACAUUGUAUUCACUCAAUUUGGUGAGGUAAUGUUAAUGUGUGUCUGUGAAUGGCAGACACACAUCAAAUGAACACUUUCCAAUAAAAUCUUAUUCAUCAAA
Molecule: messenger RNA, 2530 nt
Organism: Lineus longissimus
Lineage: Eukaryota; Metazoa; Nemertea; Pilidiophora; Heteronemertea; Lineidae
Product: TBC1 domain family member 19-like
Exons: 16
Coding region: 408-1985 (525 amino acids)
Source: RefSeq, a predicted model, not a curated record